GUCUCCGCAUGUUUUGCGAUAAUGAACGCCAAAUUCUUCAGACCCAAGUCAAUACGUAAUUUCUUCGUACGUCUACUGAGAAGCAAUCCGACAGAUCCCGAAACAGAGAAGCCUGAUAGAAUUGGUAAUCCAAGUAUUGAGGCUGUUGCUUCUCAGGCGAGUCCAGUACCGACACCACCACCUGAUCCUAUCAGGCCUGUGCCACAGAUACCAGAUACUGAUGUACCAACGGCCAAAGUAUUCAUAGCACUUUACGAUUACGAUGCCAGAACUGACGAGGACUUGAGUUUUCGUAAGGGUGAGCAUCUGGAGAUACUCAAUGACACACAGGGUGACUGGUGGUUAGCCAAGAGCAAGAGAACCAGACAAGAGGGAUAUAUUCCCAGUAAUUAUGUCGCCAAGUUAAAAUCCAUCGAGGCUGAACCAUGGUACUUUAGGAAGAUCAAACGCAUUGAAGCUGAGAAGAAAUUGUUGCUGCCUGAAAAUGAUCACGGAGCUUUCUUGAUUCGUGAUUCAGAGAGCAGACACAAUGAUUAUUCCUUAUCCGUUCGCGAUGGCGAUACGGUUAAACAUUAUCGUAUACGCCAGUUGGACGAGGGUGGAUUCUUCAUCGCCAGGAGAACAACAUUCAGAAAUCUCCAGGAUCUUGUUGAACACUACAGUAAAGACGCCGAUGGUUUAUGCGUCAAUCUCUGCAAACCCUGUGUCCAGGUGGAGAAACCCGUGACCGAAGGGCUAAGUCACAGAACGCGAGAUCAGUGGGAGAUUGAUCGAUCGUCAUUGAAAUUUGUGAGAAAACUUGGACAGGGCCAGUUUGGUGAGGUUUGGGAGGGCCUGUGGAAUAACACAACGCCAGUUGCCAUUAAGACACUUAAACCAGGUACAAUGGAUCCCAAAGAUUUUCUCGCUGAGGCACAGAUCAUGAAGAAACUCCGACAUAGCAAGCUCAUACAACUGUACGCUGUUUGCACAAUGGAGGAGCCCAUCUAUAUCAUCACCGAGUUGAUGAGGAAUGGCAGUCUACUGGAAUUCCUCCAAGGAAAAGGCAGAGGUCUGAAGCUCCAACAAUUGAUCGAUAUGUCAGCGCAAAUAGCUGCCGGAAUGGCAUACCUAGAAUCACAAAAUUACAUCCACCGAGACUUGGCGGCCCGUAAUGUUCUAGUUGCCGAUGGUAAUGUCGUGAAAAUUGCUGAUUUCGGUCUUGCUAGGUUGAUUAAGGAGGACGAGUAUGAAGCAAGAAUAGGCGCUCGAUUUCCCAUUAAAUGGACAGCCCCCGAGGCUGCUAAUUACAGCAAAUUCAGUAUUAAAUCGGACGUAUGGUCGUUCGGUAUACUCCUGACUGAACUUGUCACGUAUGGACGUAUUCCCUAUCCUGGCAUGACAAAUGCUGAAGUAUUGCACCAAGUGGAGCACGGCUACAGAAUGCCAUGUCCACCAGGUUGUCCAACAGCUCUCUACGACAUAAUGCUCGAGUGUUGGAACAAGGAUCCAAUGAAGAGGCCCACAUUUGAGACACUCCAGUGGAAGCUCGAGGAUUUCUUCACAAUGGAGAGCUCUGAAUACAAAGAAGCCUCUGCCUACUGAGUCUUAACCAUCACUACACCACUAUCCUAAUGAAAUUUGACAUUUUAUCCGCUACCAGGGCAUUUGAAAUAUUUUUCAUUGCAUUGGUUUUUAAAUCAUUCUGGCUGCCAUAGACCAAGCGAUAAAAAAUCACUUGCACUUGGAUAUUAUCGAGAAUUGAACACUCAAUGUGUUUUAUAUUUAAAACCUCGAGAGAUAGCGAAUCGCCUCUUGAAACGGCUUUAUCUGAGAUCAACACGGAUGCGUAUGUUACUCGCCGGAAGCGCUUCAACCAUUGGUGAUUGUUUGGCAUUUGAAUAGUGAUAUCAUCGCUUCCAAGUAUGAAAACAAACUCACAACUAUUCAAUAUAAAUCACCAUUUUUUACCAAUUGUUUUUUUUUUCUCUGGUCUUGUUUUGUUUUUGGUUCUUGUGGAUCGUGUGAGUGAGAUUUUUUUUUCAUUCAAUUUUUUAUUUCAAUAGACAUUUUACUCGUUUUUCAUGGAUUUUUUAAUCGGUCCGUCCAACCGGCAAGACAACUCACGACCGUCAAUAGCAGACAAAUUAUAGUACUCUUGCCUCGGUUUAUUCAAUCAAUUUUUACAUUCAAUCUCCUAUUUGCUCACACGAUCCGUUUGUCAAUGAACGUCAAUAGAAUUCCAGAGCAAUGUAAUUUUUAAGGUGAUUAUGAAAAAAACAAGAAAAUUAAUUAUUGUUCAGUGUUGAAUAGAAAUUAAGAUAUGACGAGUAGUUUAUCUACCAUAAGUUUAAAGAUUCAUCGACUUUGAAGUGGAAAGAGGCGAGACAAUUUUUCUUAACGAAUUCCGGAUAAUUUCCUUGGAUUUGGUGGAGCUCAUGUUUUUGUACAGAUAUCAUUUUUGACGACACACAAAGGAAGUGAAAGAACAAAUGGAAAUAUGACGAAAAGGACGUGGAGUCUUAACACCUCGAUAAUAACGACAAUUUCAAGCAUAAGAUACCAUUGAUACAUAAAUAAUUAUGUAUGCAUAUGUGUGUAUACAUAUAGUAUACAUACGUAUAGUAUUAUACAUAGUAGGAAGAGUAAUGAUAAUAUUUUAUAUUAAUUGUAAGAUUACCGAAGAACAAGAAGAAAAAUAAAAAUCGAGAGGAUGAAUGUGAAGGGUCGUACAAUGAGACAGUCUUCGACUGAUUAACGAACAUGUUUAACAGAAAAUUAAAUCCAGGAUGGACGAAUAACGAAGAACUAUAUUCCUUUAAAUUCAAGAACGGGCACUUGCACGAUUCAAGUGAUAUUUGUUAUAAAAACAUGUAUUCUAGCGCACCGUGUGAAAAUUAAAAUGAAGUGGCUUGUGAGUUGCGUUAAAUCGAUCGCUUAAAUCACACUUUCAACGCAAUUUGUCGAUUAACAGAUUAAUAAUUAAUUUUUCUACUCAACAAUAUCGAGAAUUUCAUGUUAGUCUGAUAUUCCCGUUCUUGACGUCAUCACGAUAUAAAUGAAAAAAAACGAUAGAGAAAGCAUGAAAAAUGUUUUCUAAAAUGUAGGAACGUCCAACAAACAUCGACGAGCGUACAUUAUAAAUAAUUAUUUUAAAGUUUCCGUCGAGUUUAUACUUCCUUUGUCAGUUGGCCUCCUUUUCUACUAUUUUACUAUUAUUAAAUAUCAUUGCAUUAAUAAUAAAAACAAGAAUGAACAUAUA
Fopius arisanus is the source of this 3241-nucleotide messenger RNA. It is a transcript of the gene Src42A, whose product is annotated as Tyrosine-protein kinase Src42A. The transcript has 6 exons. NCBI's taxonomy places the organism in Eukaryota, Metazoa, Arthropoda, Insecta, Hymenoptera, Braconidae. Gene Ontology annotation, biological process: cell differentiation; protein phosphorylation; innate immune response. The record is from RefSeq and is a predicted model, not a curated record. Gene Ontology annotation, molecular function: non-membrane spanning protein tyrosine kinase activity; ATP binding; signaling receptor binding. Gene Ontology annotation, cellular component: extrinsic component of cytoplasmic side of plasma membrane. Bases 22 to 1584 code for a protein of 520 amino acids.